This is a messenger RNA of Talaromyces amestolkiae, 2139 nucleotides long. RefSeq lists its product as uncharacterized. The transcript has 4 exons. The record is from RefSeq and is a predicted model, not a curated record. Gene Ontology annotation, biological process: positive regulation of transcription by RNA polymerase II. Bases 1 to 2139 code for a protein of 712 amino acids. Gene Ontology annotation, molecular function: zinc ion binding; DNA-binding transcription factor activity, RNA polymerase II-specific; transcription cis-regulatory region binding. Gene Ontology annotation, cellular component: nucleus. Lineage: Eukaryota; Fungi; Ascomycota; Eurotiomycetes; Eurotiales; Trichocomaceae.
AUGCCUGGAGUCCCGUCAAACAAAGCAUGCGAUCGAUGCAAGAAGCGCCACGUCAAGUGUGAUGAAGGACGGCCUGAGUGUCAGCGUUGCAUUGCUGCCAACGUAAAAUGUCCGGGCUAUUCUCAAGAUCGCAAGUUCAUUGAUCAAGGUGCUACUGUGCGCCGCAGAUAUGCUCCGUAUCAGCGAGAAGACUCUCGGAGCCAGGCAUCAUCGCAGCAUUCAGCACGAGCGGGUACUGAAGAAGAAAGUAGUAAUGUUCAGCCGGGCAAGGUCCAGCAAGAAAUAGAUACGAGAGAGGCGUCGGGUCAAGAUCCAGCACCCGGUAGCUCUAGAUCCUCCACAACAGAAGAUCAAAUCAAUCCCUCUGGUUCAGGCCAGCCUGAUAGCUUAUCCAGGAAUCAAAUGUCUCUGGAUGUGGAGCCUAAUAUAGCCACCACGGCUCCUUAUGCGAACAUUGCCCUUCCAGCAAACUUUCUCGAUACCGCACAACAGCCUCUUUCAGAUCUCCCAAAUCCGGAGAACUUGGCUUACACCAACACAUUUGGGCUUUUUAAUUCUUUACAGUCUCCUAUGUUCUUCGGCAAUAAUUCUGGAAAUUCUGAAAAUUUGAACUCCACGUCAACUUCUAACUACGCGUAUACCAUGCCGGAUGCGCGUAACGUCAACGCAUUUGGAGAUCUUUACUCAGAGCUAAUGAUUAAUAGCGAUCGUGAAAUUGCAUUUCUUAAAAGGCACUACGUCGAGUUUAUAUCUCCAUGGCUUGAUUUGCAUGACUCGGAGAAAUUCUUCAUGCUAAAUGUUCCAAAGAGAUCUCUUCAAGUUCCGUUCAUACAAUACGCCACAUUGGCACUAGCUGCAAAGCAUCUUGCUCGAAUUAAUGGUGUCAGAUCUUGCCGCACCACGGCACUUAACACAACAACGACAGAAACAUACCCUAAUGCAGGCCAAGUCGAUUGGCUCUUCAAAGCCACCAAUUACUACUACCAAGCACUAUUCCAUUUGAAACAAUUACUCUUUGGUCAAGCAGACUUUCAGCAAUUAGAUGCUGCGACACCACCAAUUCAGAUCCUAUGUCAGGAUCUAGAAAUCGAUCAUACAUCCGAAGGGGCUCGAAGGGCUGUUCUUCCCCCAAGUUUCAUAUCCUACAUGGAUGAUAUUCUACCCGGUGUGGUCAUCUUGACCAUCUUUGAUAUCAUAGAUAAACCUGGAACGGAAUGGGAAAAGCGACUACUCGGAUUAAGGCAUCUCAUGCAAUCCAUUAUGGCGCUGACUACGUCUCCCAGCAAGAGCACCAGCCUGUCGUAUGCGCUCCAGGUUUCCUUCUGGAACCUUGCAUACUUAGAUUGUUUCGCAUCAUAUGCCAAUCGUCGACGCACUUGUAUGGAUGCUUACAACUUCGACCUUUUCCGUGCUGCUGGCCUUGCCAUUGAUGACGCGGGAAUUUUCCUGUCACCCACACCUCCGUCCUCUCCACGACGAGAUGAUACUUUUUUACGCGGCAUAACCUUUAUCGCUCUCAAACUCAUGAAUUUUAUCGCUGAAUUCAAAGACAUUCAACAGUCAGCUACUACCAUGUCAUCACCAGUUCCGGACUUUUUAUCAAAUAUCUCCGUACCUCAGUCGAGCGGUCUUGCAGUGACAUGGCAUCAAUUGGUCCAGGAGCUCAGUAACUGGCACAAAUCUCUGCCUGAUACGUUCGAACCAUACAUUCGUCUAGAGAAUCCGCAUGAUCUCGUUUCCCCGACUCCUUCUGCAACAUCUCUACCGUUUCCAGAGAUAGUAUUUAGCAGCGCCACACAUGCGGCUACGGUGGCACUUCACGACUUUGCGCGCAUCAUUCUCCUGCUCAACAAACCGCACGACAGUCAAAGUGUAGCUCGUGAUAGAUUGGUUGAGUACAGGGAAAUAACGAAGGAGGUCGAUAUUCGUGCUCGUGAGAUCGCUGGGAUUGCAAUGGGCAGAACCGCAUCCGCCGUGCAGAUUCACCUGGUUCAACCAUUAUAUGUGGUUGGUUUGUGUGACGAUCGGCCGGAGGCCCGUCAAAAAGUCGUCGAGCUGCUUCGCAUCAUUCGAGCAGAAGCUGGAUGGGAGACGGAAUAUAAGAUUGCGCAAUUACAUGAACUUUGGAAGAAGAGUUGA